UGUCCAGGGUGCAUGGCACGUAUGCUAUGUAAUUAUCCUGGACCCAUCAUAAAGUCAAUUCAGCUGUUGUAUUUUCAAAAUCGUUGUUCCAUAAUUCACGUUGUCUUAUAGUUAUAUAUUAUCGUGCUAUAAAAUCGAACAAGUUGUAUAUAGGCGUGACAUUUAUUUCUAUUUUUACUUUUUUGAGUGAUAAGUGUUACUGUUUAAAGUCUAUGUAUCGAUUGUCAGAGGAAGAAAUAGAAGAGAUAUUGGAAGGAAAUGAACUUUGCGCGUUAAAGAACAUUCUGUAUUUUUCUCGACCGAACUACUUCCAGCUACUUUACCAACAAGAUAAAUCAAUUGUUGACGAGGUAUUCGAAAAAGUUAAAUGGGAGUUAGCAAGUUACCCAAGUGCCCACCGCCACUACUUCUACAACUUCAUUGCUACAUACCUUGCUAUUAAUGGACAUCAGGGGAAAGCGGAGGAGUAUUUCCUGGAAGCUAUCAGAGUUAAACCCAGUUCAGAGGUAACCCUGUCAAACUACGUCAUCUUGCUAUGUGAAACUGGGAAUAGGGAGAAAACAGCUAUUUACUUCAAGAGGCUUAACGAACUUAAGCAGGGGUCACCAGAAGUAAAACUAGAUCUGGCGAUACUGUUCCAACUGUUCAAUCUAAACGUAGCUGCACGUGUUCUACUGGAUGAUUACGUUUCUAGGAGUGCUAAUGUUAACGAUUUUAUCAUGUUUUUGUUCGGACGGGUUCUUCUGGAACACUCAUUAGGAAAGAUGAUGUAUGAUUCUUCUAUAGAGAAAGCGAUCAAAAUAUUUCACGAUAUCAAUAGAAGGAGCCCGAAGUUUCUUCCAAAUAUUGAUUUGUUGGUCAAAUCACUCAACCAAAAGUGGAAGAUAUCCCAAAAGACGAACAAAAAUCCUCAUCCAUACUCCAUUUUCAUCGCCAGCAAAGUAAACUGGUCAGAAUGUUGCCAUUCUCACGCUUUCUAUUUACACGGAAAAAUACGAAUGAGGAUAGGGGAGAUGGAUGAGGCAAAAAAUGCUCUCUUGCGAUCAGUGGAGCUAACUCACAACACCCACAACCAUUAUCAACUAGGAAAGUGUUACAUGGCACUGUCCGAGGUCCAGGAGGCAGGUAUGCAUUUCAGUGGAGCGCAGAACCUAACAAGAACUUACUGUGUGAAGUUUGUGUUGCUGGAAGGCUACCAGCCUCGUUCAUAUGGGAAGACGUUCGGAUGGGUUGAAGCUGAUUAUACAGAGCGCUGGAAUAAUUCCAAUCUUUCUUAA
Bolinopsis microptera is the source of this 1277-nucleotide messenger RNA. RefSeq lists its product as uncharacterized. Gene Ontology annotation, molecular function: protein binding. The record is from RefSeq and is a predicted model, not a curated record. NCBI's taxonomy places the organism in Eukaryota, Metazoa, Ctenophora, Tentaculata, Lobata, Bolinopsidae. Bases 213 to 1277 code for a protein of 354 amino acids. The transcript is spliced from 10 exons.